GAGGCUCUCUUCAGAGAAGGGACGAGUGUCCCCCUCCUCCUCCUCCCACUCCCCUUCUCACUCCACCGCUCGCGUAGACGUCCGUCGAGACACGACGAUCCUCAGACGUCGUCGUCGCCGCACGCGGUAUAAAUACCUGCCUGCCCGCGUCCUCGAAAGACAAUACGAAACUCACCGACGUCUCUCGUGUCCGUUGAACUUCCCCGGAGAAGAUAUGACGAAGACCGCGCUUUGCCUGCUGGCGUGCUUGGCUGCAGUCUGUGCAACGGCGGACCUCCAAGCCACAGGUACCACGGAGGACCCGUCGUCGCCGUCGCCGCCUCUGGAGCGAGACCUGGACGAGUGCCGCCCCGUGGCCGGGGACACCGAGCUGUACGCCGGGGUCGUCGAGAAGCCCUACCAGCUGCUGCAGAAGGUCACCGCCGACCUGAUGGUGAACACGGGCACCGCCGUGGUGCACUGCGUGCGCGCCACCAACACCAACCCUGACGGCCACGCGGCGCGCGUCACAGUCUCCGCGGGCGGCCUGGGCUCCAGCUCCGUCACGCUGCACUUCGAGUCCGAGUGGAUGCGCGGCAUCUACUACAACGUCACGGUGACCGGCCAGUGACCGGCGCGGCACGGCAGUUCAAGAAAAUAUGAGCUUCGGAAGAUGUAAAAUGUCUUCACUUUUGUGAAUUGUUUAUUUUGAAUAUGUAAUAAAAAAUUUCAUGGUGUUUUCAUA
Molecule: messenger RNA, 724 nt
Organism: Bacillus rossius redtenbacheri
Lineage: Eukaryota; Metazoa; Arthropoda; Insecta; Phasmatodea; Bacillidae
Exons: 3
Coding region: 215-610 (131 amino acids)
Source: RefSeq, a predicted model, not a curated record